CCAAUCAACUGCAGAGUGGAAUGAUUCUUUAAGGAUUAUUUACUAUUUUGAUACACACCCCUACUUCUAUUACAACCUAACCUAACCUAACCUACAAACCUACAACCUAAAACCUAAAACCUACAACCCUACAACCUAACCUAAUACCCUUCUAUCUUCAGAAACUGAUAGCUGAUUAAGGGCUGGUUCCCGAUUGCUAUGGAAUCUGGCAAAUAUUGCUAAAGCCCUGGUUUCCAAGCUUACUUAGCUCUCCAAAUUUACACAGGCCUAGCACAUUAGCACUGCCACUUCUAGGAUCAGGCACUGGCUAGUGGGUGAUAUCUGUACAUAAAACAUAUAUACCAACAGUUUUAGAUGCUGUGUUAAACUAAAGAAGACCAACCAUGCCUCAACCAAGAGAAUCACAGAUAAAACAAUAUCUAACAAAGUACAAGAAUCCGGUUACAACGAAUGGUGAUGUUAUGAAUGCAUUGCGCCACUAUCGUGGUCUACAAGCAAAGCUGAGUCCAUUUGUAUUUGAUGAUGGGACUCGCCAAGAGCUCUGCUGUCUGGAGGGCACCAUUCCAGUCCAAUACAAAGGCAGCACCUACAACAUCCCGCUAUGCAUCUGGCUGAUGCAGCAGCACCCGCUCGUCGCUCCGCUCGUGUUCGUCAAGCCCACCGCCGACAUGCAGAUCAAGGUCUCCAAACACGUCGACUACAACGGCAAGGUGUACCUGCCGUACCUCAGCGACUGGUCUCAGGCGUCGUCGGACCUCCUCGGGCUCAUCCAGGUGCUAGUGAUCAUCUUCAGCGAGGCGCCGCCGGUGUUCGCGCGGCCCCGCAAUGCCCGGCCUUACCCGGCCUACACAGGACAGCAGGGGUACCCGGGCUCGGAGCCGUCCUACCCGUACCCGACGCAGCCGACGAUGCCGUACCCGGUACAGCCUCCGGCGCAGCCGACGUACCCGACGCCGUACCCGCCUUACCCGGGCGCGGCCAACACGCCCUAUCCGGCGUACCCCUCGCCCUCGCAGCCGCAGCCGAGCGCGGACGGCAGUGCCACCAUCGGCGAGGAGCACAUCCGCGCCUCGCUGCUCUCGGCCGUCCAGGACAAGGUGCGCCGGCGCGUGCGCGAGCUGUCGUCCCAGGUGCAGGCGGAGCUGGACGUACUGUCCGGCACCGAGCGCGACCUCCAGCAGGGCAAGACCAAGCUGGACGAGACGGUGCAGAAGCUGGAGCAGGAACAGACGGCGCUGGACGAGCGACUCGGUCUGCUGCGCGAGAAAAACGCCGAGAUGGACGCCGCCAUCGCGCGCAUGGAGGGCGAGGAGCAGAUGGACAUCGACGAGGCGGUCAUCACCACGGCGCCCCUCUACAAACAGCUGCUGCAGACGUUUGCCGAGGAGAAUGCCACUCAGGACGCCAUCUACCACCUUGGCGAGUCGCUGGGACAACACCGCAUCGAUCUCGACGUCUUCCUCAAGCAGGUACGGACGCUCAGCCGGCGCCAGUUCAUGCUGCGCGCUACCAUGCAGAAGUGUCGCCAGCGGGCCGGCCUGUCUGGCUAGAGCGGGGGCGGUGCGCGCCGCGUCUCGGUCUCGGACGCGAGUGGGGGCUGCCGUCCGUCCGUUCGGCCGGCUGUCGGCGGCUCCGGUGGUGACCCGGCUCCUGUGUGAUGUGGUGAGCUGAGAUAGGAGCGGCUGAACGGCCGGCGGGUGGAUCACAGAGAGAUAGAGGCAGCAGUGCCGGCAGUGUCGCCGUGCGGCAUGUCGUCGCACACGCCCGUCGGACGGGACUAACGGCUGGGGAGGAUUAGCCGGGCGAGAACUCAGCUAGGACCUGUGCACGGGCCAGGGCCGGCGUGGGGCGGCGACCCUGCCCUUGGAGGUCCGGGGGAAACGAGUCUGUGCAUAGGAAACGACAGUCCAGGAUUGCGCAGGAUCCAUGUGCUGCGGUCAGCAGAAGUAUGUGCCCCGGAUCGCAGUUCCGUGGGCUGUGUUUCAGUGCGAUUGACAGGGAGUAGAUAUUCAGACGGUAACACUUAAAUCUACGUAGCUUUGUAUUCACUUCAAACUCGCGCUACGGCAACUAACGGGAUGCUCACGUUACUGCUUUAAUUUAAGUUAGUGUUUGUGACUGCUGCGGCCCUGAUUUCGGUUUCGCUUAAACUCGAGUCAGCUUUGUGUCGUCUCCCUUGCUGCGUCUGUCGCCCACUUUCCUUCAGCAUUCAACAUAAGCUAGACGGAGGUCGACUGAUUGAGAGCUCGAGCUGUGACUGUAGCCAUCAGCUCAUCGCUCUGUGCGGGAGACCGCAGUUUUCCCGAGUGCACGACUGCGCGUAUUAUCACUUACGGUAUAGACAAGAGGCUGGGUUUUGUGGUCCGCUCUUAUAUUUGGUGCUCGUUGCCGUGGCGAUACGGCGCCGUUAGACGUGUUCGUUCGUGUGUGUGGUAGCGUUUACGAGUGCGUUCGUAUGCGUUUGUCCGCGUGCGAUGGUGUCCAAUCCGUACCACGCACCCACCAGUGCACGCACGUGUGGUUUAGUUUCGCAGCGAGUGGCUUUCACCCAGUGCGAGUGUUGGCGCUCGUUUCGAGCCAUCUGAUAUAUAUAGCGUGAGUGAGAUGGACCAGACAGUGAUCGAGAGAGGCAUAUAUCGCGUCAGUGAUUGCGUGAAGGCGGCGAGGUGCAGUGAUUGUGGUUUGGAGUAGCGGCGCCGGUGAUAGCCACCAAAACUGGCCGUUUUAAGUGCGAGUCACAGCAUGGUUGUCGCGGCUUGAGUCGAAAUACAGAACCAUCGUAAU
This is a messenger RNA of Amphibalanus amphitrite, 2784 nucleotides long. RefSeq names its product tumor susceptibility gene 101 protein-like. Gene Ontology annotation, cellular component: ESCRT I complex. The record is from RefSeq and is a predicted model, not a curated record. Gene Ontology annotation, molecular function: ubiquitin binding. The coding region runs from base 384 to 1550 and encodes 388 amino acids. Lineage: Eukaryota; Metazoa; Arthropoda; Thecostraca; Balanomorpha; Balanidae. Gene Ontology annotation, biological process: protein modification process; protein transport; endosome to lysosome transport. The transcript is spliced from 10 exons.